Messenger RNA from Pimephales promelas (fathead minnow), 1345 nucleotides. Lineage: Eukaryota; Metazoa; Chordata; Actinopteri; Cypriniformes; Leuciscidae. The record is from RefSeq and is a predicted model, not a curated record.
GAGCAAGCUCGGGAUGCGCGGAUUAUCCCACUACUCUGGGUUUGAACUCAGCAUCACUCCAUCCGCGCACCAUCACAUGCACUGUGGAUUUAACGCUUUUUUCGAGGACAUUUGUUAAAGGAAUCGGAUUCUCUAUCGGUGGAGUAAUCUUCGUUAUAUAAGAUCAGGCAAAAAAGUCCCAAUGUGGCCAUUAACAUGUGGCGAUAUAAUAGAAUCAGAACCAAUAUGGAGCAUCUCUGUUUUUAUCCAGGAAGUCGACUCAAGGGAGCAUCACCUGUAAAGCCUCUCUUAUAGAUAAGUGUAUCUGAGCGGUCCAGUUCUAAUCUCAAGGCUGUUCGGUCUGGUACCCCUAAACAGGAUUUAAGAUAGCAUGUGUCAAGAGCCUCAGUGGCUUCACCUUCUUCGCCCAUAUGGUUAUCACCUAAAGGAUUUGAUGUUUCAUCAAUUACCUCCACGUAAUUCGCCAUAAAAUAUUAUUGAGGAAUUUUAUUUUGUUCAUUGCUAGAGGAUCCCUUAUAGCAUAAUCACCAUGCCUCCCCUUUGCCGGCCCAGUUGUGUACUAUUGCUGCUCAGCACCUUCCUGAGUCUUGGUUUGGGCCUGGAGUUCACUGGCUUAGAGGGUCAAUGGGCACGUUAUCUUCGCUGGGACGCCAGCACCAGAAGUGACCUCAGCUUUCAGUUCAAAACAGCUAUAUCAGACGCUCUGGUUCUCUACUUUGACGAUGGAGGAUAUUGUGACUUCCUGCUCCUGAGCAUUGAGGAAGGCAAGCUAAAGUUGCAUUUUAGCGUGGACUGUGCAGAAACCACUAUAACCUCUGGCAAGAUGGUAAACGACAGUCGCUGGCACUUUGCAACCAUCAGCAGGCACAACUUGCGAACGGUGUUGGUACUGGAUGGAGAAUCCAAGAUGGACGAGGUGAAACCGCAAAGGCAGUUCAUGAAGAUUGUCAGUGACCUGUAUCUCGGAGGAGUGCCUCAAGACAUCCGGACAACUGCCCUAACACUACCAGCGGCGAAGGAGAUGCCACCGUUCAAGGGGAUUAUUACAGACCUGGGUUACGGGAAUCAGGUUCCAACGCGCCUGGGAAGCCAAAAGGUCCGGUUAGAGAUGGAAGGCUUGUGUACGGAGAACCCCUGUGAAAAUGGAGGCAUUUGCAGCAUGGCUGACGGUGAAGCUUACUGUGACUGCUCCAAAACAGGAUAUGUAGGUCGUUACUGCAAUGAAGCUGUCAACAAAACUCCUGGGUUCGCGCAUAUGGUGAAGUCUCCUCAAGGCAGAAACAAAGCCAGCCCAGCCAUCAGUGCUGAUUAUGAAACCAUUUUUUUUGCGGUCAAAACAGAUUAA